Messenger RNA from Lindgomyces ingoldianus, 1509 nucleotides. RefSeq lists its product as uncharacterized. NCBI's taxonomy places the organism in Eukaryota, Fungi, Ascomycota, Dothideomycetes, Pleosporales, Lindgomycetaceae. The coding region runs from base 1 to 1509 and encodes 502 amino acids. The record is from RefSeq and is a predicted model, not a curated record. The transcript is spliced from 15 exons.
AUGAGAGAUAAAAUCCCAGCCUACGAUACCUCACGAAGCCUUCGCAUCAACAGAAUAUUCUCUCUCCAUUUGCAAUGUUCGCAGGCAAUGCUAGAAUGCGGACCGCGUUCAACACUUCAUUUAUAUCUCUAUAAUCUCUGCUCUCCUGAAGUUGAUCUCCACCAUACCUAUAGAGAGCCAACAUCCUCCGCUCAAGCGGACAGACUCUUGAAGGCUUUUCACUUCUCAAAGUGGCCAGCCAUUAGGAUGGUCCAAGAUCCUUGGCUUGAAAUAUAUGGUUUCCAAAUAGAUAAGUACCUUACACUUUGCGAAAACAAAAUAUUCCUGGAUAUAGUGCUUGCCCCAAUGAUCAUGCCUACUAACUGCUACCUAUCAAAGGACAGUUAUCAGAAUGAAGACCUCUUACGUUUCACUAGAACCUGCAUCCGCUUCGAACCAUCAGCGGUUAGAUUAACACGUAUUUGCGGAAAUACGCAUCAUAGAGAUUUCAUGUCCAAGGGUGUAGCCUCAAAUGAUGCAAACAACAACACCAGAGCCAAGGCAAUUCAUCAUUCUCAAUAUCAGCCACGAAUGAAGAUAAUCUCGACCUCCCAUAGAGCACCAAAUCCUCGGUCAAUGCGAGUCAUGAAGAGUUUCAAAGGGUACUUUCAAAGGCCUCGCAUCAGAACCAGAUCUGAGUAUUGGCUACCGGAAGUUGGCGAUGGAGACAUAUUGUCCCUGCUGACCACUUCCCAAAUGCACUUAACCUCCCGAGACCCAAGUGUAACUAAUCAGUAUCCAGACAACUCUUGCCUGCCAGGACAUUUAGUCACGGUUCGCAAACGCGACAACAGUAAACAAAUCAGGAUGAAAGGCCAGAAUAUGCCGAGAAAGUGGCUAAAACUCUUGAAUUCCAAAAUAUCGCUUAACUAUAUGUAUGUCCUAAGCUAUUAUGGAGGCGUGAAAGGCAAAACAGAUCAUGUCAAACAAAGAGGGCUUGUCUUCGUCCAGUAUGGGUUUGUAACUUUUUUCUUUCAUUCAGAUAAAGCUGUCUAUAUAACAACUGACAUGUCAUUCGAUGUUCAGAGUCUCCUCGAGAAACAUAAGCGGUCAAAAUGUUUCAAAUACAGCACUACUGGCCUCGACAUGAAUUCUAUACUCCCACCUGCAUGGAAGAGCAUCCUGGCGAUAAGUUUCUCUCCGAAUUAUGGCAUGCAGUUCCACUACUACCUCCCGCAUAUCAGCGAUAGCGUCACCGAUUAUUACACCGAGAAGAGCUGGGUUGCAUACGACGUAUACGACGAGAAGGAGGAGAGAACUCCUUUUUUGUCACGAAUUUGGAGUUGCCCUUCGUUCAUGACGGCGACUUUUCAGUUCUAUCCUAGCUUUGUAGAACUCUCUAAACAGCUGUCUACCAAGAAAAGCUCUAGUAUAGAAACUAUGAUUAAGGGAGCUAAGUUGGCGAAGAAUAAAGAGGGGGAAGGUGUUUCGACUAGAGAAGCAUGUGUUGGGGUGGUUGAAGAAAAUUAA